AUGGGUGGCUGGGUAUCACGGCUGACCUCCCUGGUCUGGGCGAAGAAGGAGAUCCGCAUCCUAAUUCUCGGCUUGGACAAUGCCGGCAAGACUACUCUUCUCUACCGGUUGAAGAUUGGCGAGGUAGUCACCACGAUUCCGACCAUCGGCUUCAACGUCGAGUCCGUUACGUACAAGAACCUAAACCUCAAUGUCUGGGACCUAGGAGGCCAGACAUCGAUCCGCCCGGUACGCGCAGCCGCACCCCUUCUCCCCCGCAACCCCGUCUUCCAGAAUCUGUCCGUCACCGCAGAGCUGCGCACGCUGACAUCAUCGCUCCCGCGGCGCCUGCAGUACUGGCGGUGCUACUACAGCAACACGGCCGCCGUCAUCUUCGUCAUCGACUCGACCGACAUCGACCGGUUAGGCACUGCCGCCGAGGAGCUGGCCGCCAUGCUGAGCGAGGAGGAGCUGCGCGACGCCGCCCUCCUCGUCUUCGCCAACAAGCAGGACCAGCCCGGUGCCAAGGGCGCCGGUGAGAUCUCCGAGGCCCUCAAACUCGCCGAGCUGAGGGAUCGCAAUUGGAGCAUAGUGGCUUGUUCGGCCAUCGAUGGCCGGGGUGUGGAUGAGGGCAUGGACUGGUUGACGACGACUAUUCAGGCAGACAAUGCAUAG
Messenger RNA from Diplodia corticola, 654 nucleotides. RefSeq names its product adp-ribosylation factor. Lineage: Eukaryota; Fungi; Ascomycota; Dothideomycetes; Botryosphaeriales; Botryosphaeriaceae. The transcript has 5 exons. The record is from RefSeq and is a predicted model, not a curated record. Gene Ontology annotation, biological process: intracellular protein transport; vesicle-mediated transport. Gene Ontology annotation, cellular component: cytoplasm; Golgi apparatus. Gene Ontology annotation, molecular function: GTPase activity; GTP binding. Bases 1 to 654 code for a protein of 217 amino acids.